CGGCGGUGACCUUUUCCUCAAAUUUUAUCACGCGACAUCCGCCCUCUUUCGGGUCAAGCCGAGGCAGCGGUUUCCAGUCCCUCGCCGGUCAACCACCGCCUCGGAUCACAACCCCCAAGAAAUAUUCCGUCCUCCCCCUCGCCACCCACGGUUCUUUAUUCGUCUCCAGGGGAAGGAAGCCCAAGAUUCCACAGCCCCACCCUCCCCCGACCGCCGCAUCGGUGGAGAAACCCCAAAUCUAGCAGUCUCCGAUCGUAAGAUUGCGAGGAGUUCGACAAGAAGGAGACGAAUCAUGUCGAUGUCGGACUCGGACUCCUCCCAAAGCGGGGAUCACAAGACAUUCCGCCAGAUAACCCGCGACCGUUUAUUAUGUGAGAUGAUUCGAUCGACCAAAGUGAAGGACUCAAAAUCAACAUGGAAGGUGCUCAUCAUGGACAAAGUUACUGUCAGGAUAAUGUCAAAUUCUUGCAAGAUGGUGGACAUCACAGAGGAAGGGGUUUCAUUGGUGGAAGACCUAUACAAAAGAAGGCAACCCUUGCCCACAAUGGAUGCCAUAUAUUUUAUCCAGCCGACAAAAGAGAAUGUUGCCCUAUUCCUCUCUGACAUGUCAGGAAGAUCUCCUUUGUACAGAAAGGCCUAUGUAUUUUUCAGCUCAUCUAUACAAAAGGAACUAGUGGCUCAGAUUAAGAAGGACAGCAGUGUCUUACCACGCAUAGCUGCAUUGAGUGAGAUGAAUUUGGAAUACUUCGCUAUUGAUAGUCAGGGCUUUGUGACGGACCAUGAGAGGGCUUUGGAGGAAUUAUUUGGGGAAAAUGUGGAAGGUUCUCACAAGUAUAAUGCCUGUUUGAAUACAAUGGCCACUCGUAUUGCUACAACAUUUGCUUCAUUGAGGGAAUUUCCUUAUGUGCGCUACCAUGCUGCCAAAUCAUCAUUAGAUGUUUCUACUGUGACAACACUUCGUGAUUUAGUCCCAACAAAGCUUGCUGCUGCAGUUUGGAACUGUCUUGUGAAAUACAAAUCUACAAUUCCUGAUUUUCCCCAGGGGGAGACAUGUGAGUUACUCAUUGUUGAUCGAACAAUAGACCAGAUUGCUCCUAUUAUCCAUGAGUGGACCUAUGAUGCCAUGUGCCAUGAUUUGCUAAAUAUGGAGGGCAACAAAUACAUACAUGAGGUGAAAGUUGAAACCAAAGAUGGAAAACAAAAAACUGAAAAGAAAGAGGUUCUUUUGGAAGAUCAUGAUCCAAUCUGGCUUGAACUUCGGCAUGCGCAUAUAGCAGAUGCUAGUGAAAGGUUACAUGAGAAGAUGACUAAUUUCAUAAUGAAGAAUAAGGCAGCGCAGAUUCACCAGAGCUCAAGAGAUCGUGGUGAGCUGUCAACUAGAGAUUUGCAAAAGGUUGUUCAAGCUUUGCCAAAUUAUGGUGAACAAAUGGACAAGCUUUCUCUCCAUGUGGAGAUUGCAGGAAAGAUUAACAAUGUGAUUAAAGAACUAGGACUUAGAGAAAUUGGACAGUUGGAGCAAGAUCUUGCCUUUGGUGAUGCUGGGACGAAAGAACUAAUUAAUUUUCUACGGACAAAGCAGGAUGUCACUCCUGAAAAUAAAUUGCGUUUGUUGAUGAUUUAUGCAGCCAUCUAUCCAGAGAAAUUUGAAAGCGACAAAGGUUCAAAGUUGAUGCAGCUCGCAAGAUUGUCUGGCGAUGACAUGAAUGCUGUGAAUAACAUGCGAUACUUGGCAGGAUCAGAUACUAAAAAAACAUCGGGAGUGGCUUUCUCUCUCAAGUUUGAUGUUCAUAGGAAGAAGCAUCCAUUCAGGAAAGAAAGGAAUGAUGAGGCAGGGACAUGGCAACUAUCUCGAUUUUACCCUAUGAUAGAGGAGUUGAUUGAGAAACUUAGUAAAGGUGAAUUACCAAAAGAUGAGUAUCCAUGUAUGAAUGAUCCAAGCCCUACUUUCCAUGGAACCUCACAGAGCUUACCAGUUCGGACGACCCAUUCUCAGCCUGCUUAUUCCAUGAGAUCCAGGCGGCCUGCCACAUGGGCUAGGCCUAGAAAUUCUGAUGAUGGUUAUUCAAGUGAUUCUGUAUUGAGGCAUGCAUCCAGCGAUUUCAAAAGGAUGGGCCAGCGUAUUUUUAUCUUCAUCGUUGGUGGAGCCACUCGAUCUGAGCUACGUGCGGUUCACAAGCUUACAUCAAAGCUGAAGAGAGAAAUCAUCCUCGGUUCAUCCAGUCUAGAUGAUCCUCCUCAGUUCAUCACAAAAUUGAAGAUGAUGUCAGCUCAAGAACUUUCGCUGGAUGACCUUCAGAUUUAAUUUGUUUCACAGUCAACAUUUUCAGGUUGGCUUGCGUAUUGUGAUUAUGGUUCUCAUGUCUUUUUUCUUUAAAAUAUAUCAGUUUCUUGUCAAGUUAUCAUAGUUUUUUUUAUUUUUUAUUUUUAAUCAAACUAUGGCAAACUGCAAAAUUAAUGUUUUAAGCUGAUUUAGGCUCCCAUGCAGCAAUUGUACCCUGACAGCCUUUUUCCAUGUGAAGAUGCUGCUGAUGGUUUCAGAUUUAAACUGUAUAUAGGAUUUGUAGCAUUCACUUUGUUAUGCAAGUGUGUAAAAUGCAACCGUUAUUUUUUGGACUACAGACAUUUAAAUGUUUAGAGUUGGGUACCAAUAUAUAUUUAGUGAAUAACAUUUUUUUUUCUUAGUGUCAUAAA
Elaeis guineensis (African oil palm) is the source of this 2691-nucleotide messenger RNA. RefSeq names its product SNARE-interacting protein KEULE. The record is from RefSeq and is a predicted model, not a curated record. Lineage: Eukaryota; Viridiplantae; Streptophyta; Magnoliopsida; Arecales; Arecaceae. Gene Ontology annotation, biological process: vesicle-mediated transport.